Pseudopodoces humilis (Tibetan ground-tit) is the source of this 1165-nucleotide messenger RNA. RefSeq names its product metaxin 2 (gene MTX2). Gene Ontology annotation, cellular component: cytoplasm; SAM complex. Gene Ontology annotation, biological process: mitochondrion organization. NCBI's taxonomy places the organism in Eukaryota, Metazoa, Chordata, Aves, Passeriformes, Paridae. The record is from RefSeq and is a predicted model, not a curated record.
CCCUCCGGCCGCACGGCGCCCAGUUCCUGUGCGUGCCCUCGGCCUCCCGACAUGUCGCUGGUGGCCGAGGCCUUCGUGACUCAGCUGGCCGCCGCAGAGCCUUGGCCUGAAAAUGCUGCGUUGUACCAGCAACUGAAGGAGGAACAAAUUUUGCUUUCUGACAAUGCAUCUUCCCUUGCUGUUCAGGCCUUUCUGCAAAUGUGCAAUCUGCCAAUCCGGGUGAUUUGCAGGGCAAAUGCCGAGUACAUGUCCCCAUCUGGGAAAGUACCCUUUAUUCAUGUGGGAAAUCAAGUGGUAUCUGAACUUGGGCCCAUAGUCCAGUUUGUAAAAGCCAAGGGCCAUUCUCUCAGUGAUGGAUUGGAUGAAGUCCAAAAAGCUGAGAUGAAAGCCUACAUGGAAUUGGUCAAUAAUAUGCUCUUGACAGCAGAGCUCUAUCUCCAGUGGUGUGAUGAUGUUACAGUAGAGGAGAUUACUCACCCAAGGUAUGGCUCUCCUUAUCCGUGGCCUCUUAACCGCAUUUUGUCCUAUCAGAAGCAGUGGGAGGUUAGGCGAAAGAUGAAAGCCAUCGGAUGGGCUGGAAAGACACUAGAACAGGUGCUUGAAGAUGUAGAUCAGUGCUGUCAGGCUCUCUCCCAGAGAUUAGGAACACAACCAUAUUUCUUCAAUAAACAACCAACUGAAUUAGAUGCUCUGGUGUUUGGACAUCUGUUCACAAUCCUUACUACUCAGCUAAUCACUGAUGAACUCUCUGAAAAAGUGAAGAACUACAGUAAUCUUACAGCGUUUUGUCGGCGAAUAGAGCAGCAGUACUUUGAGGGUCAUGACAAAGACAGCUGUACAGUUUCAGCCCAGUCUUCCAAGAGAUCAUCCUUGCUCAAAUAAGCAUGGUGCUUAGGGUGGAUCACAUUUCAGUUUUGGGUUUAUCUUCGUUAAAUAAAUUGAUUUUGGGAAUGGAAUGGCAUUUUGAAGCUGCCAAAUUGUUCUGGAGUGAGAAAAAAAUGUUAGCUACAGUAUUUGUGUUGUAGAAUAUUAUGUACACAUUUAAGUUGAAAUGUCUGUACGAAUGUUUCUGUUUUAUUAGCCUGUAUACCACUUACUGUAAAGUGACCUUGGAAAAAUAUUGUAUCUAUUUAAAAAAAAAUAAAACACUGAAGUUGAUCUCUGA